This is a messenger RNA of Ruditapes philippinarum (Manila clam), 4159 nucleotides long. RefSeq names its product adhesion G-protein coupled receptor D1-like. Gene Ontology annotation, cellular component: membrane. The record is from RefSeq and is a predicted model, not a curated record. NCBI's taxonomy places the organism in Eukaryota, Metazoa, Mollusca, Bivalvia, Venerida, Veneridae. Gene Ontology annotation, biological process: cell surface receptor signaling pathway; adenylate cyclase-activating G protein-coupled receptor signaling pathway. Gene Ontology annotation, molecular function: G protein-coupled receptor activity. The coding region runs from base 264 to 1097 and encodes 277 amino acids. The transcript has 12 exons.
AUGCAGCAUCCAAAGCACUCCGAAUAAUUUCUAUAGCCGGUAUCGGGUUCUCAAUAGCUUGUUUAACAGUUACCCUUAUCGUUUACAUUUUCUUUUGGAAGUAUCUGCGGAAUGAUCGCACCACUGCCUUGAUAAAUUUGUGUGUAGCCCUUUUACUUUCCUACAUUCUAUUUUUGGCGGGAGUCGACAGGACAGAAAGUAGUGUCGCAUGUGCUGUUAUUGCUGCUGUGUUACAGUAUAUAUAUUUGGUUGUGUUCUGCAUUAUGCUGGUGGAAGGCAUUGAAAUAGCUAUCACUGUACUAUAUGUGUUCAAAACAAAGUCAAGAAUACGAAUCAUGCUUAUAUUUGCUUGGGUGAUACCUGCUAUUAUUGUGGGAAUUUCUCUCGGUGCUACACAAGCUGAAGGCUAUGGCAAGGACAAUUUUUGCUGGUUGUCAGUUGAAAAUGGCUUGAUUUGGUCCUUUGUUGGGCCUGCAUUAUGUAUAAUUAUUUUCAAUGGAAUUUGCUUAAUUAUUGUGAUUCGCACAAUGUUCAAAACAAAAGCAAUGGAGACGAAAACAGUUUCGGAAAAAAUAAAAACAAGCUUCCGGUCAUUGUGUGUGCUACUUCCUGUUAUGGGGGUGUCCUGGAUUCUAGGAAUAUUCUACGUGCAUGAUAGCUUUUACUUCAUUCAGUAUAUUUUUGCAAUACUAAAUGGACUUCAGGGAUUUUUUAUAUUUUUAUUUCAUUGCAUCCUAAAUGAACAGGUAAAGAAAGCUAUUCAGCUUAGAAAUAGACGGAGAUCAUCGGUUAAAGAAAUUUUGAAAAGCAUGUUGAGGAGUUAUUCGAGAGAUGAAAGCAAGUCGAAAGACCUUAUAGAACCGAGGAAAUCAUUUAUUGAUAGUGGCGAUUUUACUACUCAAAACGACAGUGAUGGUUGGAAGGAUAAGAUGAUAAAUUCUCGAUACCCGUCGCCGGAUGUAAAGUUUGCAACGCCGCUAGGAUUUUAUGGAAAUGGAAGACGAGCAGCUACAUUUUCUGUUGAAUCACGUGACAAAUUAACUAGCUUUGUUUCAAAAUCAGUGUCAACGCCUCACAGAAAUACAGUGGUCACUUAGAAGCUAAUCUAUUUUCUGCAAGACUGUGUAGACACAUGAUUCCAUGUACACCCCUAUGAAAAAGGUUUAGUGUUAUGACAUGUGUAUCUGCUUUGAUGUUGCUUUUUUAUCUAUAUAACAGAAAUUUUCAAAUGUGUCCGUUUAAAGCGUUAAUAUCCUUGCUUUUGCUUUGUACAUUUUGUAAUAUAUAUUAUUUGAAUUGUGCGAGUAUUUAUGUUUUCCUCAAUUGUUAUUAAGAGCCAAAAAUUAUGGUGCUGUAUAAAGUGGCCCAUUACCAAAUUACCUUCUAUUAUUCUUAUAGAAAGCUCUGUUCAUAGCCAAAGCAUCGGCAUCAAAGUGUCUGGUAAAGGUUUUGUGUGAUUAUAUAAAAUAUCAUUUAUUUUACUCUUUACAAGAUGUAAACGAUUCAUUUUUAUCAAACUUUAUAAAGUUUGAAAUUUUAAAUUAUCAAUUCUUCCAUUUCCAGUUACACAACAUGUCUUUAAUAAUCCCCUUCCACGUAGCGGUAAGGGGAUUAUAGGAAUAGCCUCCGUCUGUCAGUUCGUCCGUCCUUCUGUCAGUAUGUCUGUCCGUAACACUAUUGUGUCCGCUCAAUAACGAUUGAAAUGAUCACCAUUUUAAGACGAUGUGCAGAACGCAAUAUUAAUGUUGCUAAACCCAAGGUCAAAAUCACACUUACAGUUCAAGUGUUAAAAAGUCUAAAUCUCAUGUCCGCACCAUAAAUAUUAAACUGGUAAAAAAUCUUUUGAAAUAACUUGGCACAAGUGAUCACUUAAUGGUUGAAAAUGGUAGACAUUUUAAUAUUGACAUCGUGAUUGUAUGUAUUGUGAUUCAAUGUUAGAGGACGAAUAUCACUUUCUUAUCGUGUGUUCUGUAUAUGCAACUGUACGUUCUCACUAUAUACCAUUGUAUUAUUAUCAAUAUCCGCAUGUUGGAAAGUUCUAAUCUUUGAUAGUCACUAAAGACGAGUCAUUGAUAUGUAAUGUUGCUAUGUAUAUUAAUUAUGCAAUGAAAGAAAGAGACAAUUUCCUUAAAUGCUUUGAAUAAUUUAUAUUCAGAUUGUACGUUAUAAUUGCAUUAGAAAUUUGACCAUCACUAUAUCUCCAGCAAUGCUAAUUUGUAUUGUAUAUUGUAUACACUGCGUAUGGGCCGGAGGCCUUUUGUACAAUAAAACCAUUGAAUUAUAUUGAAAUGAUCACCAUUAUGAGACGAUGUGUAGAGCGCAAUAAUUGGGUUGCUACCCCCAAGGUCAACGUCAUUCUAAAAGGUCAAGUAUUAAAAAGUCUACAUUUCGUGUCAAUUCCAAACACGCUGCACUGUUUUUAAGAUGACUUGGUAGAAAUCAUCACAAUUAUUAUCACCAAAAUCCAGGUUGCUACUAUCAAGGUCAUAAUUGGUUAAGGUCAAAAAGUACACAUUCAUGUCCGCUGCGGAAGGGGUUUGAGCUGUCCUUCAGACUGUCUUGUUUCACAUUGUUAUUAAUAUGGCAAUUUAGAAAAAAAUAAAUGUUUUGUGUAAAUCAUAUACAUUUCUCCUCAUACUAAAUAAGAAACGUAAGCGAAUUCUAUAUAUUAUGAUAUAUGUUUUGUUUUGCGUCUGCGUGCAUUUACAUGUAAUCGUAUUAGAAUGAUCAUAAAAUGACGUCAUCGGUAUUAUGUUGUGACACUCAUUCAUUUUUCAGACUGUUGGUAAUUGUUUCUGAUUAAUAUGGUUUUAAAAUGUAUUCUUAUUUUCUGUUACCUGCUAACACAAUCUCAAUAUACAUUUCUUUGUUUCAUGUUUACCCUUAUGACAAUUUAAUUACUACUUGUAAUUCUUCAUGUGCCAAUACUUUGUCCUCAUUCAUUUAUACUUUUUUCAAUCAUUUAUAAACCAUUAUGUAUUACACAAUAAAGAAUCAGAUAAAUAUUUUCUUUACUGUAUCUUUUUGGUUCACUUUUAUUCUUUUUUAUAUUGGGGACUUAAUUGUUGUAAGAAGCACAAAUAUUUCAACUUUUUAAAAUUUAACUCCCGUUGACGUUGAUAAUUACGGUAUAAGUAAUUGUAGCGAAUAAUUUCAAGCUUUAUUGAUAGCCGAAGAGUUGAUCGUACUAAAUCUACAAAGGUGCGACAACCGAUUCUGAACACGCGGCAAUAGUCAUCUGCUAGUAUAAUGUCUGUAGCUCUUUAAACAAUUUGACAAAAUACGUCACAUUUUAUGAAUAAUUAUGUAUGGCAAAUCAAUUUAAAGAAUAUGUUGCUUAUGAUUCCAACAAACUUUCAAAAGACAAUAAGUUCCAAAUAAUAUAACAGGUCAUUUUUAACCUAUGAAUUGCUUUGUUUGCAUAAAUAUACACUGUGGCGUAAUUAAAUGAAUAGAAGUAAAUGCGUACGCAGAACUGAUACUGUUUAGAUGAUAACUGUGGUUGCUACUCGUACAUUGUCAUGUACUUUAUAACAUUAUUCGUUUCCUUUACAGUGAGAAUUGUGAUGUUUGAUUAUGAUAUAUUGCUAAAGAAAUAAUGUCUCAUGACAAUUUUGUGAAUGUAUAUUACUUUAGAGCAAUGACAAAUUGUAAAAAAAAGGACAAAAUGCAGGCUCUGUGUGACUUUCUUUUCAUAAUAUAAUAUGAAAGGUGCAGCAUCUAUAAUACCUCCAUAGCACAGGCUUUCUCGGAAAUAAAUCUGCAGCACCAUAAUCAUUGGAAUAAAUGAUCACGGAGGACCAUAAAGAUAAGAGGUUUUUGAAGUUUUAUUUCUAUACAUACGGGAAUUAUUUUCACCGAGUUGUAUGAAAAUAAAUAUUUCAAGAGUGACUUGACGAAAAUUAAACAGUUGAUAUUUGUUUAGAGAAAUCUGUUUGGGUUGUAUUCCUGUCCAUGUUUUUUCCUAAUGUUAUAAGAUAAAGUUACUCACAUGUGUAGAUAACUCCUCAGCAGGGCCUAUUCUAACCCACAAAGUUCAAUAACUUCUGCAGCAAUUUAAUGUUCUGCUCAGUAUUUUGGGUUCAUGCUUCACAAUCUUGUACUGCUGUAUGUCCAUGGCUGCCUAAAUCAAAUGAAAUAAAUUAUUUUAUAAAACUCA